This is a messenger RNA of Zymoseptoria tritici IPO323, 540 nucleotides long. RefSeq lists its product as uncharacterized. The record is from RefSeq and is a predicted model, not a curated record. Lineage: Eukaryota; Fungi; Ascomycota; Dothideomycetes; Mycosphaerellales; Mycosphaerellaceae. The transcript has 3 exons. The annotation marks the transcript as partial.
UGUCGUCAAGAGCAUGGCAACCUAGCGCGCAAGGCCCGUCGACGCAACACCAUCAUCACCACCGUCAGUCGUCUCUCGACCAAUCUCUCCAACACCCCCAGGGCUUUCCGCCGCCGCCGCCGAAUGGCUUAGCUAUGUCUGCACCGCACGACCACUCGCGACACCCGUCGAUGGGUCACGCCGGCAGCCCACCGCAGUACCCCGGAGGCUCGUCCGAACAGCAAUACCCUCCGCCUCCAUCUUUUCCAGCACGAAACAUGCCUCCCCCUUCUCCACCGCAAAACGCGCCUGCUGCAGGACACCACAUGGGCACAGCGCCGCGUGGGCCGUCUACCACCUCGCCCUUCGCACGACCUCGCGAUUUGUCUAGCCACCGACCGGGAAUGUCCAUCUCCGCUAUCCUCGGAGGUGGUGAGGACCCGCGACCCAGUGGCUCGCCUCACAGCUCUGCUGCAGCGCCGGCAUCCGCCUUUGGAUCGAUGCAGCCUCCUUCCCCUGGCAGAGCUCGAGCGUCUAGUAUGCGCGAAGGUCAUGGCCGAG